AUUAACCCAAAACCCGAUAGAUGAAUAAAAGGAAAAAUACUUAAAGAAAGAGUUGAAGUUUCAUGAGUGAAAUAGUUUUGUCUGAUGAUGACAUAAUGGAAAUAAUUUGAUUUUGGCACAUUGCUGCAGAAAUGACAAGAGCCUUUCUCCCCACCGAAUGCUGUGUGUGGGUCUGAAGUGCUGGAAGAAGCUUAUAUAGUUAGUUCAAAGCCUCAGUAGACAAAAUGUCAAUAGAAUAAGUGGCCUACAUUCUAGACCUGGCCAUGAACCAUUUGGAGGGACCACCUGAGGGGAAGGUGAAUGACGAGCCAGCAAACGGAGAGGUGAACGAGUCAGUGGAGGCUGACCUGGAGCACUUUGAGGUGGAGGAGGAGCAGCAGCAGUAUGCCGCUCAUUACCCGAGACAUGCCAAUGGCAGCCAAGAAGGACAGUCUGGGCAGGAGGAGGAGGGGAUGCUUGCUCGGUCAGCCAGUACAGAGAGUGGCUUCCACAAUCACACUGAUACUGCUGAAGGGGAUGUCAUAGCCACAGCAGAGGAUGGCUAUGACACAGACAGAGUCCAGGAAAAUGAGGAUGAGAGCGCCUACGCAGUGCAGUAUAGGCCUGAGUCUGAAGAGUACACAGAAAAUGCCGAGGCAGAGCAUGCUGAGGCCAUUCAGACCCGAACUCUACCUAACCACUUACACUUUCACUCCAUUGAACAUGAGGAAGCCAUGAAUGCCGCCUACUCGGGGUAUGUCUACACUCAUGGGCUCUUCCACCGAGGGGAGGAUGAACAGUAUGCUGAGCCCUACGCCGACUAUGGACUGCAGGAGCAUGUGUACGAGGAGAUAGGAGAUACACCUGACCUGGAUGUCAGGGAGGGACUACGACUCUAUGAGCAGGAGAGGGAGGAAGCUGACAACUAUCGCAAGGAAGCUCUGGGUGCCCGCCUUCACCACUAUGAUGAACGGUCCGAUGGAGAGUCAGACAGCCCUGAGAAGGAGGCAGAAUUUGCUCCCUAUCCAAGGAUGGAUAGUUAUGAACAAGAGGAAGAUAUUGAUCAAAUUGUGGCUGAGGUCAAACAGAGCAUGAGUUCUCAGAGCCUGGACAAGGCCGCUGAAGAUAUGCCAGAAGCAGAGCAGAACUUGGAAUGUGACCAUACUCCCGGUAGUGGGACUCUCGAGAGCAAUGGUCAGCUCCCAGCUGGCUCCAGGCCCACAGUCAACUCAGGAGAGUCAGUGCAGAGAUACAGCAAGGAGAAAAGGGAUGCAAUAUCUCUGGCUAUUAAAGAUAUUAAAGAAGCUAUUGAGGAAGUGAAGACAAGGACCAUUCGUUCUCCUUACACCCCAGAUGAACCAAAAGAACCCAUCUGGGUGAUGAGACAGGACAUCAGCCCAACCAGGGAUUGUGAUGAUCAGAGGCCACUAGAUGGAGAUUCUCCAUCUCCUGAUUCCUCUUCACCCCGUGGUGCUGAAUCGUCAAGUAGGCAACAUCACCAAGAUGUCUGUGGUACAGCAGAACCUUCCACUAAUAAAGAGUCCAGAAAAAGUUUGGCUUCAUUCCCAACCUAUGUUGAAGUUCCUGGACCCUGUGAUCCUGAAGACUUAAUUGAUGGAAUUAUUUUUGCUGCCAAUUACCUUGGCUCUACUCAACUCCUUUCUGACAAAACUCCCUCCAAGAAUGUGCGAAUGAUGCAGGCUCAGGAAGCUGUCAGCAGAAUCAAGAUGGCCCAGAAAUUAGCCAAAAGCAGGAAGAAGGCCCCAGAAGGUGAAUCUCAGCCCAUGACUGAGGUGGACCUCUUUAUCUCUACGCAGAGAAUAAAAGUGUUGAAUGCAGACACACAGGAAACUAUGAUGGAUCAUCCUCUGAGGACCAUUUCCUACAUUGCAGAUAUAGGGAAUAUUGUUGUGCUGAUGGCUCGGCGGCGAAUGCCUCGAUCUAAUUCCCAGGACAAUGUGGAGGCAUCUCACCCUUCUCAGGACGGAAAGAGGCAAUACAAAAUGAUUUGCCAUGUCUUUGAAUCUGAGGAUGCACAGCUGAUUGCACAGUCCAUAGGUCAAGCCUUUAGCGUGGCCUACCAGGAAUUCCUGAGGGCAAAUGGAAUAAAUCCAGAAGACCUGAGCCAGAAGGAGUACAGCGACCUGCUCAACACCCAAGACAUGUACAAUGAUGACCUCAUUCAUUUUUCCAAGUCUGAAAACUGCAAAGAUGUUUACAUUGAAAAGCAAAAGGGAGAAAUUCUAGGUGUCGUGAUUGUGGAAUCUGGCUGGGGAUCCAUCUUGCCCACAGUUAUUAUAGCCAACAUGAUGCAUGGAGGACCAGCAGAGAAGUCAGGAAAGCUGAACAUAGGGGAUCAAAUCAUGUCAAUUAAUGGUACCAGCUUGGUCGGCUUACCACUCUCAACAUGCCAGAGUAUUAUAAAGGGUUUGAAAAACCAGGCCCGGAUUAAACUGAAUAUAGUGAGAUGUCCUCCAGUAACCACCGUCUUGAUCAGAAGACCUGACCUCCGAUAUCAGCUGGGUUUCAGUGUACAGAAUGGGAUCAUCUGUAGCCUUAUGAGAGGAGGUAUAGCAGAGCGAGGAGGAGUACGAGUGGGCCAUCGGAUCAUUGAAAUCAACGGACAGAGUGUUGUAGCAACGCCCCAUGAAAAGAUCGUUCACAUUCUCUCAAAUGCUGUUGGUGAGAUUCAUAUGAAGACUAUGCCAGCGGCCAUGUACAGAUUGUUGACUGCGCAGGAGCAGCCAGUUUACAUCUAAGGCUGAUACCUCACCUUCACAACAUGCAUGGAGGAUGUUUCUCCUCGUCAGUGGUUGUGUUUCUAGUACUGCAUUUCUGUGUCUGCAGAGACAUCUCUAUCUCUGUCUUCUCUCUCUCCAACAUUUUGCUGUGUACAGGGGAAAAAAAUUCCAUGAGACUUUUUUUGGUUGCAUCUUUUUGCAUUAUGUAAUUCCUCACAGAAUAGAAAAAUUAGUUAUUCACAGCUAGUUUAACAAAGGACUGAUUGCACUUCUUCAAGCUCCGUCAUCAGUCAUAUAUCUAUGGCCAUAACUCGACAACACAAAUACAUUAAGUAUUACUAAAUUAGAAAGCUUGCUCUACAAACAGAUCAAACCACAGGGUAAAGUUCUCCUCUUGGACUCCACAUAGAAGAUUUUUGACUCCAUUAAUCUGUUCUCUCUGUGUGCACUGAGCGUAACAUUACCAACAAAGAGUUCAACAUACACAGGGAGAGCAGAGAAGGGGAUAGUUCUGCCCUAAAGGAGGAGUUAAAAGUCUAUGAAGAAUGAGUUAAUGAGUAAGUGAUGUUGUGGUAAAACUCAUAAUUCAAAUGCACACCUCUUAAUUGUCUUUAAGGUUUAUUCUUCAGGAUCGUGUAACCUCAAAGGUGGUUUGUAUGUUGCUGAAAUGCGUAAGAGUGUCAUUGUCUCACUAGGGCAUACUAGAGGAGGUACUUUCACCAUUUGGUCUCCCAGGUAUGAGUCUUUUUUUCCCCCCAAAAAAAUCUUUUUCUUCAUUUUUAGAUGCAGGAUAUCUUUUAUAUCCCCCUCCCUACUCAGAGGUAGGAGAAUGUUAAGUGGCCUAUAAAUAUACAGCAAGAAUUAUAUUUUGGGGGCUUCUGCUGAAAAUCUAAAUUUUUAAAGCUCUUAAAUACACAAUUUCUCAUUGUUGUGUGGGUGAAUGUGUUUUUUGUGUGUGUGUGUAUUUAAAACUGUGCUUGAUAUUUAUGAAAUUUGAACAAAAAUAGGUCUACAUACAGUUGUAAGUAGUUUUGUUACUCUGAGCCAGUAUUAACAUAUCUUUGGUCCAAAGACUGUUUAAUUUUAAUUACUUUUUUUUCUUUAGCUCAUGAUCUGGAUAACAGUUGGGGAGGUGGGAUGGGAGUGAGGAGAAAUUAAUUUAUUUGUAAUAUAUAUACAUAUAAAUAUAUAUAUAAAGUUAAUCCAUGGUUCUCCAUUUGUAGAACAUUAAAGGGUUUUUAUGUACUUGUACAAUGAAGAAGAGGGUUCAAAAACAUUGUGGGGUGCAUGAUAUCAAGGAUUUGCGUGGUCUAUAAAUUUUGGAGAGUGGCGCUGGGGAGGAGGGGAGAAGAUAGUAAUAGUAGUAGUGACUCUCCUCCCUCCAGAAGGAGAGACCUCUCUAUUCCAUGUAAGGUAGUUCUGUUCCAUUAGUCCUAUGUAGUCACAUUUAAGCUCAUAUAUUACUGUGAAUUUAGACCAGUCAGAUGCCUUUAAAUUUAUCAAAAGUAGCAGCUUCUGCUGCAUCUUAUUACAACACAAAGAUUUAAUGUGAUGAAAAUACUGGAGCAGGACAAAACAAAAAUCUCAUCUCUGUGUGUGUGUGUGUGUGUGUGUGUGUGUGUGUGUGUGUGUGUCUGAUGGCCACUAACAUCAGUUUCUCAUUUAAUGAGGGAUGGACUGUGCAAUAUAAGCACUGUGGUUGCAGACUGGAGAUGACAUUUGGAAUUGUCUCCAGAGAUUUCAUAGCUUAGAUAUACAUGUGUGUACAUUUCUGUGAUUAAGUGAGCUGUGAAAACUCUGCCUUUGUCUGAUCACUUAGUUCCAUCUGUGAUCAGGGGCCCAAUUUUUCCUUCAAAAACAAUGGACUGAGUGGAGAGAAAGAAGAUAAAAUUUUUAUUUCAACUGGCAGCAAAUACUGGAACUAUUUGAGGGAGAUAGUGGAAUGGUGAGUAAGCUGUUGUAGUAAAUGAAUAUGUUUUGGUGUAAGAGUACUGUACAAUUAUUUGAUGUACAGCAGUUCUUGUUGUUAGGUAAUCAGAUCCCAAUCUCUGGAAUAACAAACUUUACAAGGGCAUGGUGGUAUUAUUCCAGAUUAGUAUUUACUCUGCCGUCAGACAGAUGCAAAUAGAUUGUGAAUUACUUGUGAGUAGAGAUUUUAUUGUCAGGCAUCUGGUUUAUGAAGGUCAUAGGAACACUUUUUUUCAUAACUUCCCAUCUGUAUAGUAAUAUAUGUAAAUAUGAUAUAUACCAUGUAUAAUUUAGAAGAUUAUAUACAGUGCAGCCUUUCCAUAAGUUGCCUGAGUGAAAAGCUACUCUUGAAGACAUGGUUACCACACUGCUGGUUCCCAACUUUAACUUCCAUAUUAAUUUUCUGCUUUUGUGGCUCUAGCCAACUCCCAUUGAGGAAUCUCCAUCGACUUCAACGGAAGAUGGAUCAAGCCCUCAGUAUGCAAAUGAAUAUAGGGUUGUAACAGUGAUUGAUUCUUAGAAACUAAGGUUCCUAUCCUGCAAACGCAUGUGUGCUUAACUUUAGGCACCUGAGUAACCCAUUGACUUCACUGGGACUGCACAUGUGAGUGAGUAUAAACUAAGCAUGUGAGUGCAGGAUUGGGACCUCACUGAGAAUGUGAAUUGUUCUAUUACAAUAGACGUAUUAUGAUUUCUAAACAGGGACAGAUAGAUAGUGUAAGCACUCCUAAUGUAAACAGUCCCACAAGUGCAGCCUGGAAAGGGAAAGCGUGUUUCAGAAAUACAAUGAACUCAAAAGGGAGAGUUGACACCUCCGUAGUCUGUUGUUUUUUCCAUUGAUGUUUAAAAGAUGUUAGAGCAGCCGUUUAUGUUAGUAUUUUAGAUGAGUGAAAUUCUCCAUGGGUUGAAAGGAAUAACCUACCAUUUUACAUUCCUUCUCUUCCGUGAAGGUCCUGCAAAGCUGUCCCUUCACUGUUUAGUACAAUAUUACUAACUUUUCAGUGUUUACAUUAAGGAUGAAAUGUCCUUUAAUUUUUUUUAUUGGUAGUUUCACACUUAUUUGUUUGACUCUCUUUAUAAUUUAAGGCUUGGUUUGUAUUUCUUGAGUGCAGAUUUUUUUUUAAUUUUCUAAAUGAAAUCUGUUUAUGAAGAUGGCAGUGUGGGUGAGAUUUCUUGUAUAUAUUUAGCACAGUACUUAGAAUAUGAAGUUUUACUAUUGUUCUGUAAAGAGGGUGAAUAGAAAUUAUUGUAAAGCGUCGGGGAAAGUAUAGUAUUGUAUUUGUAACAAUAUUGUUCUUUGUAAACACUAAACUCAAUCUCUAUAUAUAAAUAUAAAUAUAUAUAUAAAUAUAUGUGAGCCUGGAAUGUUGAUACUGCACAUCUACUGAAUGUAAUUCCUCUGACGUUUUUUGUCACAGGUCUCUGACCCUCUGUCUGUAACGCAGCUCCAGUGGUUUGAUUGAUUUUUUUGCCAGCUGUUUUGUUGUGAUGUAUUUACUGUGCUACAUUCCUUUAUUUAAUGGAGCGCUAAUGACGGUAAGAUUUGCAACA
Messenger RNA from Mauremys mutica (yellowpond turtle), 6239 nucleotides. It is a transcript of the gene APBA1, whose product is annotated as amyloid beta precursor protein binding family A member 1. Gene Ontology annotation, molecular function: amyloid-beta binding; protein binding. The transcript has 13 exons. The coding region runs from base 264 to 2738 and encodes 824 amino acids. Lineage: Eukaryota; Metazoa; Chordata; Testudines; Geoemydidae. Gene Ontology annotation, cellular component: dendritic spine; plasma membrane; cytoplasm. The record is from RefSeq and is a predicted model, not a curated record. Gene Ontology annotation, biological process: chemical synaptic transmission.